CGUUUUUCGACAUGGCUGACAGCGAUGAUGACAUGCCCCCGCUGGAGUAUGCUGGCGUCGGAGUGCCACCUGCAGCUGCCACGCAGGCCACUCCGCCAGACGAUGACGAUGAUGACAUGCCUCCUUUGGAAUAUGUUGGUGCAGAUGCAUCUUUGGGGAUCAGCCUGAGAGAAGGUGACAGUGUGAUCUUGAAAGGUUUGUCCAAGACAGCUUUGAAUGGGCAGACAGGAACGCUUCAAAGCUUUCAAAAGGCAUCAAAAGGCAGACUGCCAGUGAAAUUGGACAAAUCAGGGUCCAUGUUGGCGGUGAAACCUGAAAACAUCGAAAAAAUCAACACCAAAGUGGGAGGCAUUCCCAAUCAUGCAGUGGCAAGUGCCAAAGCGACACAUGUGGAUCGAAAUGCAUCCCCUCCUCCACCAGAUGAUGAUGACGAUGAACUCCCACCUUUGGAGUACGUUGGGGAAAUCACCAACGGCACUGCUGAGCAUGGGACCGGUCAGAUGAGUGAUGCUGAUGACAUGCCGAGCCUGGAAUAUUUUGGAGCAUCAAAACCUAGUGGACCAAACCAUUCCAAGGACUCUCAGCCAAGUGUCUCCAAACCAAGUCCACCAUAUGCAGAGGCACGCGCAACUGGUGCACCUAAAGAAGUUCCGGCAGCGACAGAAAAGGUGUUACCGGAGACUCCGGUGAGCACUUUCCGACCAGGUGACCAAGUCCUCAUCAAAGGUACAACCAAACAGCUGAAUGGUCAACAAGGGAUCAUUGAGAGCAUCAAAGAUGGUACCUGUUUUGUAAGACUGGAUAAAAACAAAGAUGUCUUGCAGUUGGGAGAAGCGAACCUUCACAAAAUCUGGUUACGUGGCAGUGGUGCUGGUGCAAUGCCUCCUUUGCAAAUGGUUGGUCAGGCCAAUGGGAGUGCUCCACUGUACAGUGCACCAAAUGGUCAAAAUGGUACCACCGAGGUUGAAAGAAUCAAGGCUCCAGCUGAGUCAAAAGCACCGAGGAGUUCCCAAGGCAAUCGCCAGGAAGCUCAGGAUGCCCUGCAAAAGAUGAGGUCAGCCUUACAUGCCACGGCUUCGCAUGAAGUCGAUGAUGCACUGAGAUUAGCUGAAACACCAGGUAUGGCCUGGGGUGAGUGGGAGACGGAGAAGACUCAGAUUCUGAAGCAGCUGAGGACCAAGAGGAGUCAAAUCGUCGAGGUUCGGCCUCAAGAGUCUCAAGAGGUCUCCAGAACGGUGAAGAAAUCCACCAUUGAGACAUGGUGUGAGGAGCUGCAGCUGCCCCAAGAACUUCUGGCGCGGCUAAAUGAGGAGGACGUCACAGAUCCCGAGGAGUUGACUGGAGUUGGUGAGACAGAGCUGGCUGCGCUGACAAGUGGAUUAAAGAUUGGACCAAAAGGUCGCUUCAUGAAAGCAGUGAAGAGGAUGAAAGCCUUGGAAGCUGCCGAACUUGGCUCGGCCGUAUCCCUUUCCUGAAAGGUUUUGCACCGGCGGCGUUGUUUUCAGCUUCCCGCCUUUUAAAGUGACCUCAACCAACUCGAAAAAAGCUGGAAAAGGCUG
Molecule: messenger RNA, 1559 nt
Organism: Cladocopium goreaui
Lineage: Eukaryota; Dinophyceae; Suessiales; Symbiodiniaceae
Source: the annotation of a GenBank genome assembly